UACACUCACACACACAUAAACACACUUACACACACACACGCACACACACUAGAGCGCACAGUCCAACCCAAACAGAGAGGCAGGACAAGAAGUAACUUUGACCACAUAUCUGGAGAAUUUUUCAGCUGAUUGUUUCACCUCCAAAAAGAAGAUCCUCAUUAGCGUUUUUUAUGACUCUUGCAAAUUAUUCUUACUUCUCUGGCAUGUGCAACAUGACCGCAGAGCAUUCGCAGGCAGAGGCCAGUCCGGUAGGCAUGUCUCCAAGCGUGAGCUUGGACUCCCCGCUGCCUCCGCCGCCCAUGAUGCUCCAGGGCCGCUCCAAGGACGGCGUUCUGAUCAAGUCUGAACCCCGGGGGAGCAGCCCCGGCACGGAGGAUGGAGGCGCGCUGGGUCAGACUGAGGAGCACCUGCCCACGGGCAGCCGCCGCCGGAAGAGGCCCGUCCAGAGGGGGAAGCCUCCCUACAGCUACAUUGCUCUCAUCGCCAUGGCCAUUGCCAACUCCCCAGAGAGGAAGCUCACCCUCGGGGGCAUUUAUAAGUUCAUCAUGGAGCGUUUUCCUUUUUACAGAGAAAACUCCAAGAAGUGGCAGAACUCCAUCCGCCACAACCUGACCCUUAAUGACUGCUUUGUGAAGAUCCCCAGGGAGCCCGGAAGACCAGGUAAAGGCAACUACUGGACCCUGGACCCGGCCGCGGAGGAUAUGUUUGAUAACGGGAGCUUCCUGCGGAGGAGGAAGAGAUUCAAGCGCACGGAUAUGAGCACCUACCCCGGCUACAUGCAGAGCUCCAGCGCCUUUACUCCGACGCCGAUGGGCAGGCCGUCCUAUCCCAACACGCUUUACGCAGGGAUCGGGUCAGGGUACGGUUCUCAGCUGACCGCCACAUCCCCACAUCCGGCCAUGAUGCAUCACUACCAGACUCCCACCGGGGUCGGCCAGGGCCAGCCGCGCAUGUUCAGCAUCGACAACAUCAUCAGCCAGCAGACAGUGGUCCAGAGCGGCCCGGCUGGGGAAAUGAUCCCCCAGACUCUGAGUCUGGGUGGAGAACUGGGCAACAUGAACUCCAGCUGCUCGGUCACCGGCACCGACCCGUCCGCGUGUUUCCAGACGCAGACUGUCAACCCAGCAGCGAACAUGCUGAGCAGAAACAGCGGGAAUAUGACCUCCACCUACCCGUACUCCUCCUCUUCAGCUUCUCCUCCGAACCUGCCCUCCAUGAGCCAGUCCGGGUUCUCCCCGGGAGGCUCUCAGGUGUACUGCUCGGGUAACCGGCUGUCCCUGCCGGCGCUGCGCCACGGCUCCUGCGCGGAGCACUCGGAGCAGCUGCUCGGCCUCUCCAACCCUAUGAACUCCUACAACAACAGCUACAUGAGACAAGGGAACUUCGCGUCAGGGCUGGAGCGGUACAUGUGAGAAAGCUGUUUAUAAUAAAUGUCAGGAGAUCAGAGUAAAUAAGACCAAACCUCAACAUAAAACAUCCUUAUAUAAGCCAUUUAAAUCCCACAUUCCAUCAUUCUGUUCUCUUUCUUUGUGUUUCCACGUUUCUGUUCUGAAAUAUGUUUGUAUAAAAUAGUUUCUCUGACGUUAACAUUUUUUAAAAGUGUAACUGUUGGCAUCAUCAUGUCACAGGAAUAGAAAUAAACGUCUUUUAUGAGUUUUGUCGUUCAUUUGCGCUCCUUUUAGGUAAAUUUAUAUUUUAUGUGUGCCAUUAGCCAUCAACAUAACAUGUAAAAAAUGUAUCAGAUGAAUAAAAAUAAACUAAAUCUAUUUUUGUCUAAGAGGAAACAAAAAUAUAUACAGCUUUUGUAGAUUCUUUUGUGAGAGAUAAAGAAGGUAAUUUCUGUUUAAACACACUUUCCUUCGGUUGGGACAAGUUUUAGAAACAAACAAUAAAAUAAAAUAAAAUAAAAUAAAAAAACACUGCGUUCGUUCAGUUUAGACAUUGAUCCAAGAGAAAGAAAAAUGAUUACAGGAGUAAGAUUCACCUAUAAAAACACCAAGAAGAAGAACUUUUUUGAAUUAUUUAUUCUUUGGAGUAAACAUCUGGUUCCUUAUCCUACAAAGAAGCAUCCCUUUUAUUCUGUCAAUUAAAGUAAUUUAUAAUGUAAAAUAUGUUGGAUAACUUCAAUAUAAGACUUCUAUCAUCUUGUUAAAGGAACACGAACAAAGUUAAGAAACCAACCAAUAAAUGCUUCUGCUAAUACUACUACUACUACUACUACUACUACUACUACUACUACUACUACUACUACUACUACUACUACUACUACUACUACUACUAAUAAUAAUAAUAAUAAUAAUAAUAA
This is a messenger RNA of Nothobranchius furzeri (turquoise killifish), 2305 nucleotides long. It is a transcript of the gene foxe3, whose product is annotated as forkhead box E3. Gene Ontology annotation, molecular function: DNA-binding transcription factor activity, RNA polymerase II-specific; RNA polymerase II cis-regulatory region sequence-specific DNA binding. The record is from RefSeq and is a predicted model, not a curated record. Gene Ontology annotation, biological process: regulation of transcription by RNA polymerase II; anatomical structure morphogenesis; cell differentiation. NCBI's taxonomy places the organism in Eukaryota, Metazoa, Chordata, Actinopteri, Cyprinodontiformes, Nothobranchiidae.